This is a messenger RNA of Hevea brasiliensis (rubber tree), 1005 nucleotides long. RefSeq names its product putative glucan endo-1,3-beta-glucosidase GVI. Gene Ontology annotation, cellular component: plasma membrane. Gene Ontology annotation, biological process: carbohydrate metabolic process. The transcript has 2 exons. The coding region runs from base 1 to 1005 and encodes 334 amino acids. The record is from RefSeq and is a predicted model, not a curated record. Gene Ontology annotation, molecular function: hydrolase activity, hydrolyzing O-glycosyl compounds. Lineage: Eukaryota; Viridiplantae; Streptophyta; Magnoliopsida; Malpighiales; Euphorbiaceae.
AUGGAUCGCCUCUUUCUUGUCUUCUGCAUCAGUGCAUGUUUCCUUUACAACCAUGCAGGAGCACAAGGUGUUGGGAUUAACUAUGGACUACUUGGUAACAACCUUCCACCACCAGAUACAGUUAUUAGACUACUGAAUUCUAAAAACAUCAAAACAGUUCGAAUUUUUGAGCCCGACCCAAAUGUUUUGAGGGCCCUAGGGAAUUCUGGCAUUGAAGUUGUUCUUGGCACGCUCAAUGAGGAUUUACAGCAACUUGCUGAAAAUCCAGCCUUCGCAACUCAAUGGGUUAAUACCAAUGUUAUACCUUAUGUCCCUGCAGUAAAAAUUAGGUAUAUAUCUGCAGGGAAUGAAGUCAUUCUAGGGCCUUUGGCGCAAUUUGUAGCUGGUGCCAUACAAAACUUGGAUAUUGCUCUCAAGGCAAGUAAUGUCUCCGUUCCUGUUAGCACAGCUAUCCAAUUUGAUGCAAUAGGACAAUCUUUCCCACCUUCAAGUGGCGCAUUUAAGAAUGAUGCAGUCGGCGCAAUAACACCCGUUGUGGCUUUCUUGGUGUCUAAACAAUACCCAAUUCUAGCAAAUGUGUAUCCUUAUUUUGCAUACGCAAGUGAUACUGUAAACAUUCGAUUAGAUUACGCAUUAGGAACAGCUUCUGGUCCUGUUGUUACUGAUGGGCCAUUGCUAUACAGUAAUCUUUUUGAUGCUAUGGUUGAUGCACUAUAUGCUGCCCUAGAGAAAGUUGGUGGACCAGCUUUGAGAAUUGUUGUUUCAGAGACUGGAUGGCCAAGUGCUGGAAAUGGGGACGUAGCAGUUGUUCCUAAUGCUCAAGUUUAUGUUAACAAUGUGUUGGCUCACGUCAAAUCUGCAGUGGGUACUCCUAGGAGGCCUGGAAUUCCUAUAGAAACUCACAUAUUUGCUCUCUUCAAUGAAAAUCUCAAGCCAGCUGGUGUUGAACAGAAUUUUGGAUUGUAUUAUCCAAAUAUGACUGAGGUUUAUGCUGUCACUUUUUAG